AUGCGUCCGUCUCUAUCCGCAGAUCGCGAUCGCUACAUCACUGUCAAGAAUCCGCGUACCGUGAGACGUCUCAGAACAGGCCCUGAGCUGACGGGGUACCCCGGGGGGAAGUGUGUGGCACAGGAUGGCCCCAAGUCGCUGUUCCUGGUGAACCCGGACAGGGCGGGCGCGACGGAGCAGUUCACAUUCGACCACGUGGCAGGGGAGAGCGCGUCGCAGGAGGAUCUGUUUGAGCUGGCAGGGAGGCCCAUAGUCGAGAACUGCCUAGCUGGGUACAACAGCACUAUGUUCGCGUAUGGCCAGACGGGCAGCGGGAAGACGUAUACAAUGUUUGGAGCUGACGUGGAUAAGGCUGACGUAGACAGACUGCGAGGGGAUAACGCUGACGUGGAGGUCGGGUCGAGGUGGGGGAUGAUUCCGCGAGUGUUCCAGCUGGUCUUCGCCCUCAUGCAGCAGGAGAAGCAGCAGAGGGCGGGUGAGCGUCUCACGUUCAUCUGCACGUGCUCGUUCCUGGAAAUCUACAACGAGCAUUUCUAUGACCUACUGGACCCCAAGCGCUGCAACCUGCACAUCCGAGAGGGCCCCAAUGGCGUGUAUGUGGAGAAUCUCACCAAGCAACCACUCACCUGCUUUGCCCAAGUCAUGGAGCUAAUCCAGCGGGGAGCGAAGAACCGGCGGGUGGCGGGGACAAACAUGAACCGGGAAAGCAGCCGGUCUCACAGCGUCUUCACAUGCAACAUUGAGAGCACGUGGACGGUUGAGGGCAUCAGCAACCGACGCUUCGGUCAACUCAACCUCGUUGACCUUGCGGGCUCUGAAAGGCAAAAGUCAUCAGGGGCCACGGGGGAGAGGCUCAAGGAGGCGAGCUCCAUCAACACAUCGCUUUCCCAGCUCGGCAAGGUGAUCAUGGUGCUAGUGGAGUCGCUGAGGGAGAACAAGCCUCGCCACGUGCCCUACCGCGACUCCUACCUCACCUUCCUCCUGCAGGUGAAUACCCUGGCUCCGUUCACCUCCAGGUCAUUCCGGGAAUCUCACAGCACGCUCAAGUUCGCCCAGAGGGCGAAGCUGGUGCAUAACAAGGCGGUGGUGAAUGAGGCUGCAGAGGGCGAGAAGGACGCCCUCAAGAAGGAGAUCGCCCGGCUCAAGGACGAGCUUCAUCGACUGUACAAGCUCUGCACCUGCGAGGCCCGUCUGCUCCUCCCUGCCUCCUCCUCCUCCCCGCCUCCCUUCGCCCUCCCUCACUCCCGCACCACCACACCCAGAACACCCCGCAACGCUGCCACCAAUGCUGCUGGUACCUCCACCAGCGCUGCUGCUUGCUCCCCACUGGCAAUGGCGUUACAGGAGAGAGCAAACUCCCCCAGACAUGUGCAGCUGCUGGGGGAGAUUGAGCGGCUGGAACGGACGCUAGCAGGGUGCCUGCGCCGGGAGAGGGAGCUGGAGCGGGAAGUGGGGGUUCUGAGGGGCGAGAAUGCGAAGCUGAGGAAGCAGCUCGCUGCUGCUGCUGCUGCUGCUGCUGUUGAUGGUGGGGUUGGGGCUGAUGUGAAGGGUGCUGCUGGUGCUGGUGUUGCUGGUGGUGAUGGCUCUGCUGGGGUGGAGGGAGUGGAGGGGAUGGGUGAGGGAGAGGGGAUGGUGGGGAGGCUGGAGACUGUGGAGGAGGGGGAGGAGGAGGAGGAGGAGGUGGAGGAGGGAAGUGGGUCGGAGGAUAUGGCGACUCUCAAGGAUCAGGUGGCGGAGCUGCUGGUGCAGAAGGCAGCAGCAGGCGGGGGCCACGCUCAGGAGCGCAUAGAGGAGCUGACGCUCGAGCUGCAGGGCGCACGGGAAGAGCUGGCUCGCUGCAGGGAGCACCUAAGGCUGUCUGAUGCUGCUAACGAGCAGCUUGCGAGGCAAACGAAAGAGAUGGAGGGCGGGAUGCAGCUGCUGACUGUGCAGAGCCUCUCAACUCAUGCCCCUCCGUCUCUCCAACUCUCCAUCCUCCCAUCCCCCCGUACCCACCACCGCCCAUCCAACAGGCAAACGAAAGAGAUGGAAGCGGAGAUGCAGCUGCUGGCUGCUCAGAACCUCUCUCUGGAAGAGCAAAUCAGCUCUCUCAAGGGUUUCAAGGCUGAUGCCUCCUCGUCCGCACUCCAGAGGGGGUUCGCUGCGCACAAGGGAGAUCUCUCCUCCGCGCCCACUCCCAUCCCAUCAGCCGCGCGUGCUGCUGCUCCCAGCACCCUCAUUCCCACGCCUCUGGUCACCACCACAAGAGGCGCUCGUGCUGCCACUCCCAGCAGCGGCGGCUUUGGUACCAGCCUGGGGGCAGGCAUCAAUAGGAACCUCGAGGAGGCGUUUUCUGGCGCUAAGGGGUUUGAAACUCCGCUUUCGACAAGGGGUAAGAGUGCAGCAGCAGGGAGAGGCGGAGGAGGAGGGGGAGGAGGGGGAGUAGGAGGUUCGGAGUGUGUGGUUGACUGUAGGUCCUCUCUCAGGCAUGUGGGCAAGGAUCAGGAUAGGUUCAGGCAGCAGAGGUUGGAUUUGGACUCGGCUAUUAAAGGGAAGUUGGAAGCUGAGUGGGCCAACAGCGCGCUCAAGGCGAAUCUGAAGCUCCAGGAGCAGGAAGCGAGGGAGCUUGUAGAGAGGAUGCAGACCGAGGAGGAACGGAGGCGUGAGGCAGAGAGGUUGGCGGAGGAGGCGGAGAGAGAGGUUCGGGAAGCUGGCGCCGCAGCUGCGGCGCUGGCUCGGGAGAAAGCUGCGGUGGAGGAGCAACUGCGUGCGAUUCAGGAACAGGUCCGGGAGCUCCAAGGUCGGGAGGAGCGGAGCGAGGAGGAGAGGAGGGAUUUGGAGGAAGCGUUAAGGAGAGAGAGGGAUUUGGGGGAGGAGGCUGCUCAGUUGGCUGAGGCUGAGUGGAAGAAGACUCAAGAGGCGACUGCUAGGAGGAUUGCUGCUGAGAGGAGCCUUCAGAGGACGAUGGAUGAGGCGAAGAAUCUGAGAGGAUUGCUGGAUGAUUCGGAGGAGACGAGGGCUAAGUAUGUGAGGCUGAAGCAUGAGCUACGGGCAGCACUGCAGAGGCUUGUGAAGGCGGCGGAACAGAAGGUGGAGGAUGAGAAGGCGUUGGAGAGGAUGAGGGAGGAGUUGGGAGCGGUGAGAGCGCAGGUGGUGAGUGCGGUGGAAAGGGCGGAAGAGGCGGAGAGGAGAGUGAGGGAGGGUGGGGUGAGAGGUGCCGGAGUUGGGGCGGGUGUUGGGGGAGAUGAGGUGGCAGGUAGGGAGGGUGAGGUGUUGGAUGAGGGGAGUGAGGUGGCCGGAGGAGAGGUGAGGGUGGGAGAGGGAAAGGAGGUAGAGUGCUUGAGGGAAGAGAGUAUGAUGGAAGAGAGGGAGCAGGCACAGCGGCUAGUGGAUGACCUAUUGAGGAAGGUAGAGGACUUGGAGGAGAAGGGACGGGAGGCGGAGAGGAGGGCGGAAGUGGAUGCUCUGAGACUGGAGGAAGCAGCAAGGAAGCUGCAGGAGGCGCAGGAUGAAGCGAUUUUGGCAGGGGAGAAGGUGAGAGAGAGGCUGGAGGAGGAGGAGAUGUUGAGAGAGAGGGUGGAGGCGUUGGAGGGCCUGAUGCAGAUUGAGGAAGCAGAAGCUGUCAGGGAAAACGCAGAGGUGAUGCUGCUGCAGGGGAUACUGGAAGAUAUGGAAGGUACUGGUCGGUUUGGAAUGGUGAAGAUGGAAGGGGAAGGGGGGCUGGAGCAGGGGCAAUCUCGGGAAGUGCUGGAGGGGGAGUUGUUGCGGGUGCGAGAGGAGGUUGAGGGGAAAGAGGAGAUCCGGAGGCAUAAGGAGGAGUUGGAGAGCAGUCGGAGAGAGUUGGAAGAGGUGAUGGUGAAGCUGGGAGUGUGGGAGGACACGUGGGCGGCCUGGGAGACUCACCGGCAAGAGGUGCAAUAUCCAGGGGGAUGCUGGUAUGAUAUGGGCGUGAGGUAUAACUGGGGGAGGGUGGUUCUGGAGCUUGUUCAGAGGGAGCUGAGGAGAGAGAGGGAGGGGAAGGUGAAGGCGGAGGAGGGGAAGGAGAGGGCGGAGGAGGAGAGGAGAGAGGCGGAUGAGGCAGUGUGGAAAGCGGAGAGGGAGGUGAGGGCUUUGGUGGACGAGAAUGGGGAGCUGAGGGAGAUGUUGGGGUUGAGGGAAGGGGAUGUGGUGGCAGUGCCGGGGAAAGGGAGGAGGGAGAGCUUUGAGCUUGCAAUUGGUGCGCUUAGAGCGAGGAUUUGGGAUGGGAGGGUGAGGGAAAGGGAGAUGGAAGUGGAGGAGGGGAGGGUGGAGAGGGAGAGGAGGUCGGUGGAGGAGAGGAGGAUGAGUAUGGAGGAGAGGAAGAGGGAAGUGGAGAGGAGGAAGGAUGAGGAGCAAAGGGAGGAUGAGGACAGGAGGGGGGAUGAGGAGUCGAGGGAGGAUGAAGAGGCGGGUGGUGAAGAUGUGCAAAGAGAGAAGGAUCGGGAUGAGAUUCCGUCAGGCUUGGAGGGGAUCGAAGAAGAGAGGAUUGAGCAGGAGGAGGUGGAGGAAAUGGGGGAGAUGGGGGAGGUUACACUGGCGGUGCAGGGCGCAGGGGACGGGCAGCAGGCGAAGGAGGCAAGGAGGCAAACGGAGGAUGAGAGAAGGAUGGAGGAGGAGCAGCUGAAGGCCUCGUGUGCUGCGUUGGAGGAGCAGGGAGCACAGAUGGAUGCUGAACUGGCAGGGUUUAGGGCGGAGAGGGAGAAGCAGAGGAGGGAGGUGGAGCAGAUGCGAGCAGUUAGAGAGGUUCUGGAGAGGGAGAGGUGGCUGCUGGAUCAGAGAGGGGGGGAGUGUGGGGCGGAGGAAACGGGGAAAGGAGAGGAUGAGGGGGAACGGAGGACCGAGGAGGAAAAGGUAGAUGGGGAAGGGUCUGGGUGGGAAGAAGGUCGGGAGGAGUAUGGGAUGGGGGUGCUGAGUACUCCCGUUCGUGCUGCUGACGUGGGAACAGAUGGGGUGUCAGCAGUGAGCUUGCAGCAGCCACAUGCCACUCUGGCUUUUGAGGCGCCUCAACAGCCACGUGCCACUCCAGUGCUCUUCUCUGCUUCUCGUGAACUGGGGAGAGGGAGGCAGGUCCUUCAGAAGGAGAACCGCCUGCUUCACGCGCAGCUAAGUGCGUCAGAGCAGUCAGUGCGGGGCUCACUCGCUGCCAUGAGCACUCCAGCGCCCACGCGGGCGAGGAGCAGACGAAGCACACAAGAGGGGUCACCUGGAGCGACGGAGAUUUGCACGAGCAAAGAAAUGGGCAUGGGCUCCAUUCUUGAAGCAGCAGGAUCAGCAUCAGAGUCGGGUAUUGGAACGGCCGCGGAUGGGGGAGGCUCGCCCGAUCCAGCAGGUGCAGCAGCAGGAGGGGCAGCAGUGGAGCUGCUGAAGGCCAAGGCGUUGAGGAGGCACCAGCAAGUGCUGCAAAAGGACCAUGAGAUUCGCCAGCUUCGCAUGCAGCAAGACAUCCUUCUUCAGGAAAAAGACAAGUUUCUGGUAGAGAUGCAGCAAAUUCGGUCAGAGGCAGUGCUGCAGAGGAGCAUGGCGGACAAGUGCCUGCAGAAGAACCACGCGCUCUCCCAGGAGAAUGCGCACCUCAAGCAACAACUGGAGGGCGUGCAGCAGCAGCUGGAGAGGGCAGAGGGCGAGCUGGCGAGGCUUGUGGGGCAGAACAACCUGAAGCAGCGCAUUCACAUGUUCGACAAGGUCAAGGUGGAGAACAGCACUCUGAGGGCGCAGAACGAGGAGAUGGCAGCAGCAGUGAAGCGCAUGGAGGGGCGGGUGAAGCGGCUGGAGCAGGAGCUGGGACGGCACAGGAAGAAGGCAGGGCAGGCUGAGAAGAUUGACUAUGAUGAGGAGGCGAGGCUGCAGCAACGUCUGGAGGAGGUGGAGAGGGGCAGUGCUGACGUGGCACAGAAGCUGCUCACUGUCUGCCAAGCUGUCCUCCAGAUAACUGAGGGUGCAGCAAACGCCCAUGCAGCUGUUACGGAUGGGCAUGAUCCAGAGAACGGCAGUGGCAGCAGCAGCAGCAGCAGCAGCAGCAGCAGCAGCAGCAGCAGCAGUGGUGGUGGUGGUGGAGGCAGCAGUGUGGGAGAGGGGUCGCUAGGUGCGGACCCGUCAGGUGCAGCCCUUGCUGCUUUGAACGCCCUCAAGUUCAGGAUCAAGGCUGUAGACGACGAGAUCAGCGACCUCAAGUUCCAGGCCCGCAUGGCAGCAGAGAAGGCAGACCUGUGUGAGCUUCGAGAGAAGAAUGCUAUCGGGGCGGAAAAAGGGGCUGGAGCGGGGGGAGGAGGGCAGGGGUCAGGGAGAGGGUUCGCCUCUCCUCCGGAGAGGCCCAGCUCCAGCCCAUGCGUGGCUGGAGCUGGGCCGGGCUGCUCCCCGCUGCUGCCCAUGCACGGCGCCAAGCAGUCAUGCGCUGUGGUGGAGCGAUCAGACGUGGUAAGGAGGUGUGGGAAUGGGUGCCUGGGGGUUUGCCCUAGAGCCACCUGCCAGAGCCACCUGCCAGGUUCUCUUCCUCUGCUGCCCAUGCACGGCGCCAAGCAGCCAUCCGCUGUAAUGGAGCGGUUGGACGUGGUAAGGAGGUGUAGAAAUGGGUCCCUCCGUCGGUGGGCCUUUAUUAUUGGGAGCUGCACCCGCUGCUGGGCCGGGUCAUUGCCAAGUCCUGGCUCGCUCCUCCUCAUUAUCCGCUUCCACACAAAUCUGACAUUCUUUGAUCCAUUCCGGCCUUUCCCUCACUCCCACCAGAUGCUGUACUCAGAGCUGCACCCGCUGCUGGGCUGGGUCAUAAAGUCAGAUCAAGUCAACCUCGUUAGACAAUCCGUCCCUUUCUCUUUAGCUGACACCUCCCUCCCGUUAGCGCCACGUGUCGACAUCUCAUUGGUCGGCGCCACACAGCCGCUACCGCUGCACACCGUCUACAGUCACAUGCAAAAGGCCGACCCCUCAUGGGGUGCCACCGCUCUGCACGUGCUUAUAGGGAAGCGCCUCCCAGUGGGCCUGCGCACGGACGAGAGGGUGCUGCCGAUCAAUCACGAGCUGACAGCUGUCGGCCAUGUGAGGCGCGGAUCCGACGGUCGACCCGCCAUCUUCGCUUCGCCCAAGUUUCCCUAUUUCCUCUUCCCAGAGACAAAAGCAGGCAUGAUCCAGAAGCUCAAUCAGCGGUGGGGGGCGCUGCUGGGGUGGGGAGUGCUGCUGUCUGCUGCUGCUGUGGGCGUUAUUGGACUAGCUGCGUGGAAGUACACCUUGAAUGGCGGGGCAGUAGCAGCUUCGCCUGCGGAGCUAGAGAGGAAUCUGGAGAAUCUGAUUCGCGGUGGGGAUGCGGAUGAGGAGGAGGUGGUGGGGGAGGAGGUACAGAGUGGGGAGCUCUGUGUGGUGUGUCUGCAUCGCAAGCGCAAGGCCGUGUUCAUCCCGUGUGGCCACCGUGUGUGUUGUCUGUCGUGUUCUAGGGUUGUGAGAGUGGAGCAGGCGCUGUGUCCGAUUUGCAGAGGGCAGGUUCUGGCUGCGUUUCGUGUGUAUGAUGCUUGA
Closterium sp. Yama58-4 is the source of this 7497-nucleotide messenger RNA. NCBI's taxonomy places the organism in Eukaryota, Viridiplantae, Streptophyta, Zygnematophyceae, Desmidiales, Closteriaceae. The record is from the annotation of a GenBank genome assembly.